GUGGGGUUCAGUGAGUUGAGUGAUGCAUGUGAUCGUGUUUUGGCCUGCAGGGGACGCUGCGGCCGCAGGCGCCAUGUCCGCGAUGUGGGGACCCGCUGGCGUGGUCGGAGGAGCACAGCGUCCUGCUGGGCUGCUCCUGCUGCACCACGGUGGAUGAGACUCUGGAGAACGCAGCCAGAGGCCUCGCCAGCAGGAUGAUGGAAAAGACCCACUGGGCGUCCGGAAGGGUGGGCGACAUCAACUUCGUCGGUUCUACGAAGACCCGAGGAAAGUUUGUGAGGGUGCGCAGCAACACGGACCCGGUGCUCAUCUACCAGAUGCUGGUGGAGGAGUGGGGCCUCGCUCCCCCACACCUGGUGGUGGCGCUGGUGGGCGGAGACGAAAUGACUCAGAUGAAGCCUUGGCUCAGGGACAUUCUGAGGAAAGGACUGGUGAAGGCCGCGCAGAGCACAGGCGCGUGGAUCCUGACCAACGGCCUCCGCUUCGGCAUCACCAAACACCUGGGCCAGGCGGUGAGGGAUCACUCGUUGGCCAGCACCUCCUCCAAGGUCCGCGUCGUGGCCAUCGGCAUCGCGCCUUGGAACAUGAUCCACAAUCGAGAGGCGCUCACCAGCAGCUAUCCCAAGGUGGACGAGCCCGUGGUUUACGAGCCCCGGGACUUGCCCCACGGCUCGGUGUACUCGCUGGACAGCAACCACUCCCACUUUGUGCUGGUGGAGGAGGAUCCCGACAGACCGGGAGCCACCAGCGAGAUGAGGGUGAAGCUGCUCAAACACAUCUCUCUGCAGCGCACCGGAUACGGAGGGGCGGGCAGCUUCGAGAUCCCCGUCCUGUGCUUCCUGGUCCACGGGGAGCCCAAAAUCCUGAAGGUGAGUUCCACCUGA
Molecule: messenger RNA, 884 nt
Organism: Pungitius pungitius (ninespine stickleback)
Lineage: Eukaryota; Metazoa; Chordata; Actinopteri; Perciformes; Gasterosteidae
Product: transient receptor potential cation channel subfamily M member 5-like
Exons: 6
Coding region: 195-884 (229 amino acids)
Biological process (GO): calcium ion transmembrane transport
Cellular component (GO): plasma membrane
Molecular function (GO): ligand-gated calcium channel activity; calcium-activated cation channel activity
Source: RefSeq, a predicted model, not a curated record